AGUUUCGUUUUCCCUGUCUCUUAGGAGACCAGGCUAACAGGUCACUGGAAAACAAGCGUUGGUGCCAGGACCUCCGGUGGAUUCCAGACUGCCUUUUCAGAGACAGGCCAUGGACACGGUGUGUAUUGCGGUCGUUGGAGCUGGCGUGAUAGGGCUGUCUACUGCAGCGUGCAUUUCCCAACUGGUUCCCAGAUGCACUGUCACUGUCAUCUCAGACAGGUUCACUCCUGAUACCACCAGUAAUGUAGCAGCUGGGAUGCUUAUCCCUCACAAGUAUGCAGAUACCCCGGUGCCCACGCAGAAGCGAUGGUUUAGAGAGACCUUCGAGCAUCUUUCUGAAAUUGCCAAGUCUGCAGAGGCUGCAGAUGUGGGUGUUCACCUGGUAUCUGGUUGGCAGAUAUUCCGCAGCGUCCCCGCUGAAGAAGUGCCUUUCUGGGCUGAUGUCGUGCUGGGAUUUCGAAAGAUGACAGAGGCUGAGCUGAAGCGAUUCCCUCAGUAUGUGUUUGGUCAGGCUUUUACAACCCUGAAGUGCGAGACUUCUGCCUACCUCCCGUGGCUGGAGAGAAGGAAAUGAAUCACAGAGGCAAGAAGUCUCCUGCCAGGCAGCCUACCUAAAUAAAUUAUUCUGAAGGGAGCAGAGUCACCCUGCAUUUGACGGCAUCUAGAAGGCCUGGUGCUUUCUAUCCGUGCUGGAGGCCUGUAAUUUAGACCAGCUGAUUGCUUCCAGGAUGCCAGGCUUUAUCCUGUGGCCCACACAGAUCACACCGCUGACCUCCCUGCCCACGCUGUUGGCUUUUCUGCUGUUUUUCUGGGCGGGCAUUGAAUCCCUGAGACUUCCUCACAUUCUUUGUGUUCUUCUCCCUGCCAGACACCUGUGAUUUCCUAGCUUAUAUAGAAAUACACACCUACCCUGCACUUCACCUAGGGGGCAGGCUGUCCCAGUUUUAUGCUUGACCAACUUGCAAGGGCCUUUUCUUGUGUAUGGAGCAGACUCCUGUGCCCCUCUGGCCCAGCCCACACUGGGUCUACUGGAGCAUAGCCUGUCUGAAGCAUCCCUUAGAGACCGCCACCCCAGCUUAUCUUCUGUCCUCCAGUGUCCGUUAGAGGAAUAUGAGACCGCACAGGCUGCAGACACAGUUGAACGCGCUCACUGUUGUUUUUCCUCCGGGUGUAAGCAAGGACGAAUUGAGAGAACACUGUAAAAGGCAGAAAGAGGAUGUGUCUGCUUUUCCUUACAAAGCUUACCGCCAGUGCCCUGCAGGGUGGGUGCAGUGGCCACUGCAGAUUUAUUAAGGCCUUCGUCUGCUUGGAGGCAUCUUCCUGGCUGGAUCUUCUUCUCGCCACCACUUCUACUACAGAACCCCUGGGCCACGCGCAUACACGCUCCGCGGAGGGUCCGAAGGACCGGAAGCUGCUUUAUACCCGAUGUCUGGUGUGCUUGGAGUGAUUUGUGUGUAUUCAUGGAGUCGGCCAGGCUGGGGUGGACGGACACUCCCAGAGGGUAUAGCAGCAGCUCAUUGUCAGAGAGACAGUGAUGGCGUCAAGACGGAAUUAGACCACACGCAUCUGGCGGCUUUGCCAACCUAAAAUACAUUUUAAAGCUCUAACUCUGGAGCAAUGUCAGGCUAUGAAGAAACCAGUCUCUAAGACUUGCCAACUGAGACUUUAAACUAGGCUUCUUUUUGUUUCUGAACAAACUGACUGAACAUAAGUGAUUUUUUUUUUUUAAAUCUCUGAUGAGAAGGUGCUGUUCUUUGGGUUGAGAUUUGCGAGUUAGCUUUAAAGCUGACUAACCGUGCGCAUGCAGUGAGCGGUCCUAACACAACUCUCACAAGUUCGCAUCGUCCUUGAGUCCCACCCGGCCAUCCUUACCUCUCUCUUCAUCCACAGUGUGGCUGUUUUUCACUUCUCCACUCCAAACCUGUUUUCCCAUGGUGACUAAAAACUCAUUCUGAUUGACUUUAGAGACCCCUAACAAGGUUGCCUCUAUUCAUUCUCGGGUGAGAGGAGACCUAACUCCAUACCAAGAGAGAUGUUUUCCUUCAUAUAAUGAAUGGUUCGGCCAGAGCUCCUGGUAGCUCUAAUAAGUCAGGUUUGGCCCCAUUCUCCAUAAGCCAAUUAAACAAUGGUGAAAAGCAAAGUGGAGCAAACAAACCAACAAAAAGGAGCAUUAUUCAGUCUAGCCACAUUGUUAACAAAAUCCAGUCCACCCUCCAGAACCACAUCCACCAUCAGGUUUAAAGAGAGGGGAGAGGUGUGUGUCACUGAAGCGCUCCGGUCAGGGUGUGGUCUGGGUACCACGCUGUGUCCAGCCGCAGUCUUUUCUGCACAUGGUCUAACAAGUUGUCAGGACUGCCUAAAUCUCUUUCCAGGAGACACUCAGCCUCUAACACUGGGGUUCAGCCUUCCUCUCUCAGCAUGAGAUUCCUGGGGAAAUUGGGGUCCAUUCUCAACAGUCUGAUAGCUAAAGCGAGGGGACAAAUGUCUCUCAAUUAUCUUUGCUCCUACUGGGAUCCAUUCCACAUUCAGCUCUGAACCCCAAUUCCAGGCAGCCUUGCUCGGCCUCCAGCCUCCUCCAUUCUAUUGGGAUGGAUGCUCUCAUCCUCUGAGGUAGGAUGCACCGAUGCCUGAGAAGCUGGCUGGGCAUGGGAAUGGGCAGGGUACCAGCCUCCUUCCUCUGCUCUAGCUGCGUAAGUCCUGGGCAAGUAGUCUUCAGGGACAUAAGCCCAAUCUUUUACCUACUCUCCGACAUUGACUUAAUCUGCAAAAGGAGUUUUCACCUUAUAGCUUAGCAAUGCAGGGAAUUACUUGGGUAACAUUCUCAAAAUAAGGUAUAGUCUGUCUCAAAGGAAUGUUUGCCAGCUUAGAAACCACUUAAAAUUUAAAUGAUUUUCAAAUGUCUACUGUUCUUCCUUUUCUCUUCACCAAGUUCCUAUUUAAAAAUUAGAAUGUGUCUCAUAGGUUGGUCCAGGUGAGUGGGUUCCAGGGCACGGUCGGGCAGCGCUGUGGGGUGGGCUUGCCCUCUGCACUGAUCUGUUUCCUCCACCCUGCCAUCCUCACUACAGUAUUUCUCCAACAGAGCUCCUCCUUCUGCAUCAGUGCCCUGAGCCAAUACAGCUCCCUUUUCCUCAUGGGUUCUCAGCCAUGGCAUGCUCCCUCUACAGGAUGGGCUCUCCCUCAGUUGCCAAAAGUCCCAGAGGGAACUGGUUGAGUGUUUUUACAGCCACAGUCAGCCUCCCCAGCUUCUGUAAUAGCAGCUUCAUAUACGUAAUGAUGGAUGGGCAGCAUCAUGCAUGCCCAUUCAGACAGCCCGGGCUGACCUGCCUCUGGACAUGGGCAGCAAGUCUCCUCCACCCAAAAGGACUCGGCACAACAAGCCUGGCCAGGCCUUCCAAAAUCCCAGCCAUCCGCCACCUGGCUCCUCUCCCAUAACAUGUUGGACUUUUAUCAUAGCUCCCAGCGAGGGCUGUUGAAAUAGAAAAGAACAUUUGCAUUUAUUGAAUCCUCUCAUAGACCUAACUACUCUUUGAGCGGGCCACUCGCUUAUCCCUGGGCUAUUAAGGAAACAAGUUCAGUGAAUUUAAGAAAAUUACAUGAACCCCAAGGCUGAGAAGUCCACUUACCUCCCUGAAUUAGAAAAUUAACCCUGAGUUUUGAUUCGAAUGAUGGGGCACAGGUCAGAAUGUUCAAAGACUAGCACACAGAACCCACAGCCUAUUAAAAGAAAUCAAAGCCAAGAUAGCGUUUAAAAAGAGCAACCAGGCAAAGCCUUUAAAGAGACAAAUGGUUGUAGUUAAAUAUAAGCAGUACGCGGGUGUGAAGCAGGGCUACCCCCAGGUCACAGAGCUGGGCUUGUGCUUUAAGUGACCAACCCUUGAGAGUCUUGCUUUUCUAGGAAAGCAGCCGCAGCAGUUGUGGUGGGUCACAGUCAGAUACUUGCUCCUUUCAGUUUCACAGUGAGCUGAUACCAGGGCCUCACGGCAUUAUGGCGGAAGGAGCUAGCUUAACAAGGUUACAGGGACAGUGAGGGGAGAUGGCUCGCUCCCCAAGUCUUUUCCUGGUCCUUGUCUGCUUUUAGUUUUUGACAGUGUUACACAUAGAAGGAGUUCUAGUUGUUUUCAGUUCCCAUUACCCUCUCUCCUGCCUCUGCCUCCUCUGUUCAAACCCUUUGUCCUUGCUUGCUUCCUGCUGCUGUGAGCAAACAUGGUCAAAGAAACAUGGGCAGGAACAUGGUCAUGAGGGAAAGUCAGGACUCAAGGCAGGAGCUGAUGCAGAGGCCAUGGAUGGGUGCUGCUUACUGGAUUGCUCUGCAUGGCUU
This is a messenger RNA of Mus caroli (Ryukyu mouse), 4318 nucleotides long. Lineage: Eukaryota; Metazoa; Chordata; Mammalia; Rodentia; Muridae. The record is from RefSeq and is a predicted model, not a curated record.